Pogona vitticeps (central bearded dragon) is the source of this 2690-nucleotide messenger RNA. It is a transcript of the gene PRXL2C, whose product is annotated as peroxiredoxin like 2C. Lineage: Eukaryota; Metazoa; Chordata; Lepidosauria; Squamata; Agamidae. The record is from RefSeq and is a predicted model, not a curated record.
GGCGGGCAAACGCAAGGAAGAGCGGCUACAACGACGGAAGCUCGACAAGAAACUGCCAUUUGAGGGGAGCCCGGAAUCCGGAAUCCCAAAGUGAAGUUUCGGCCUCUGGAGCGCGUUACCACCGGGAGAAGAGGCGGGGAAUAACGCUGCGCGGAAGUUAGUAAAGAUGUAACGACGCAAUUUGCCUCUUCCGAGCUGAAGGAAGCAGCGAAAGCCUUCCUUCCCGCCCGCCAGCCACCUCUCCCAUGCUCGAGUUCCGCGGCCUCCGGGUUUGCCACUCCUACGGGCGGCGGAUUUCGCCUGCCCGGGCGUGAGUGGAGGGCUUCAGUCUUCCUUUCGAAGGUCCGCUCAGGCUGGCCGGGGCGGACAUGGCCGGGCGAGCGACGGGAACCCCGGCCGAGAGGGCCGUGGCGGCGGCGGCGCCGGUCACGCGGCAGAUCGGGGACCAAAGCCCUUGGAGGCCGCCGGGAGAAGAGCCCGCGGAACUCCGCGACGCCGCCCGGUGUCUGGUGGUGGACGCCGCUGGGAAAGCCCUUCCCUUCGGGAGCCUCUACAAGGAGCGGAAGGCGAUCGUGGUGUUUGUGCGGCAUUUCUUGUGUUACAUUUGUAAGGAAUAUGUGGAGGACCUGGGCAAAAUUCCUAAGAAAUAUUUACAAGAUGCAAAUGUCCAACUUAUAGUUAUUGGGCAAUCAUCACACCACCAUAUUAAGCCAUUUUGCAAUUUGACUGGCUAUCCUCAUGAAAUGUAUGUGGAUCCUGAGAGGGAAAUUUAUAAAACACUUGGCAUGAAAAGUGGGGAGACGUCUGUUACUUCAGUGCACAGCCCUCACGUUAAAUCCAACUGGCUCUCGGGAAGCGUUAAAAGCAUAUGGAGAGCAAUGGCAAGCCCUGCCUUUGAUUUUCAAGGAGAUCCUGCACAGCAAGGAGGGACUUUGAUUUUAGGUCCAGGUAAUGAAAUCCACUUUGUGCACCUGGACAAGAACCGGUUGGAUCACAUGCCUAUUAACACUGUUUUGCAACUUGCUGGAGUUCAAACAGUGGACUUCACCCAGAGAUCUAAAAUUAUCAAUGUGUGACUUUUCGGAAGUAGAAGGAUCUAGGUGGCAAGUUAAAUGUCGCACAUGAAAACUAUGUGCCACCAAACCAUUCAGGAUGAAGUUAAUGUAACUUUGCUGAAUAGAAGUUCUCUGGUUAUGAUUUAUUAGGCUUGCUUCCAAAGAAUGAGAAAAGAACCUCACACUAAGGAAGCUCAUGAAUCAGCGUGUGUGGCGGCUAACUUAGAAAUUAGCACCUCUGCUUGCCUGCCCAGUCACAGUCUGCUUAUUCUCAUGUUUAACAUUUAAGAAUGUACAGUAGUGCUUUGACAAUGAAGCAUUUGACAAAACUCAUGUUUAUGCACCUUCUGCACAAAAUGUUGUAUUUAUACUGCAGUCCUAUACCACAUACCUAUAAUUAAGCCCUGUUAAAUUUAGUGGCCAGUAUCCUGUUGUGUAGCUCUGUCUGCACAACAGGAAUGCCAUCACUGGCUGCAGGAGGUUGCUGCUAAUUCAGGAGUUCAUUUCUUGAUUUUGGGAUGGGUGUGAUUUUGGUAUCAUUGUGCAUGACUCUCACACACACCAAAAGCAGAAAAGGAGCUGUUUAAUUGCAGAAGUCUGCCAUAGCUGGUGAUGUCACAGCCAUUGUUUCGAUGGAGCUACAUGGCAAGAUACUAUCCAGUGGGUCUCACUUCUGACUAAACGUACCUAGGACUGUGCUUUAAGUGUUAGCUAUCACAAGCAGGGUAUAUGCAUUCCAUUCACAGCAAUUUGCUGAUAUGUUCAUUUUUAAGAUAAACAGAAAAGUAUGGACAAUUUAUAUAUUUUUCUCUCUCUGCAACCUAAUAAAAUGCAAUGCUUAGCUAGAGAUCUAAAUUAAAAAGUAGAUAACAGACAUUGCAAGAAGAUGGUAACACACCAUUGGGGAGUCUGUAUUCCUGUUGACAAAUACUGAUUUACACUCUGUAAGCCAUAUGAUCAACUGGAGAAAAAGUGCUUUCAUAACCAUCACCCAGGGACCAUGUAAUGUCUUCAGCUUUUUCACAGCAAUUAUGCAACAGGGCCUCAAUUUAAACUUGUUUACAAAGAUUCUUUAAGUUUGUUAAAUCUAAUUUUAAACCUAGUUGAUGGAAGAUUUGAGGAUUAUAAACUUUUGCUCAGUUUUGACUCCAAAUGACUACAAGAGAUUCCCAAUGCACUGAAAUAGUCUGUGGACAUAUUGUGGGAUAAGAUACAAAAUAGACAGUGCAAAAUGUGUGCAAUGUGUUUUUCAGCAUUUGCUAAGUGAAAAAUAAGUUUGUCUUCCAGCUGCCUAUUGUAUACCAGAAUGUUCCCCAUUAGCAGUACAGCCCUCACUGAAAGAUGCACUGAUUAAAGUGAGUUUGGAACAGACAGAAGCCUCUUGUGCCAGCUGGUCUCAGAGGUCUGACAGCAGAAGGCUCUGACAGCAGAAGUGCUGUGCUGGCUUAAAUCAGGCAGCAGAAGAACAAACAAAGCAGACAAAAAAGAAGAUAUGAAGAAGAGGUAGGGUGAAAGAGGAGCAAGGUUAUGCCACAUCCAGACUCCACUAGCCCAGAGACAUAGCAUUAGUGACAUAGCAAAAAUUUCAAGUGCAAACUUAUAAGAAAAUAUGGAUAGCCCCAAUAGAGGCAUUUA